CCCUCCCAGAGUGAUAUCCCACAAUGCUUCAGUGAACAUGAACAUUGUAAUCAAUACUGCACGUAUCUGAAAGCUUUAGGUAAAUUGGCAUAUGAAACUUUAUUCAGUGAAACAAAGGAGAACACUCUUGUUUUUUACAAGGCAGUUGCAGAGAAGUAUCUCUCACCAAAUGAUUUGAAAUUAAGUCUAAACUCGGGAAUAUUAACACAAAGUACAGGAAAGACACUACUCAAACAAAUUACUAAAGUUUCGUUUUCGCACAAAACAAUACAAGAAUUUUUGUGUGCAUUGUACAUUAGCUGCCAAGAUGAAAAUGAUGUCAAAAACAUUGUUCUAAACAAAUGCAAAAGUUUGCAAAGUAUUCUUGACAUGUCGACAGUGCUUGUUUUCAUCAGCGGAAUGGUGAAUGCAGAAAUCAUUUCUUCAAUAUCACAGGAAUUUCUUUCUGUUAUCAGUGAAGAUUACAGAACGAGCGAAUACAGAUCCACGACUGAUUGCGACUGUGACCCUCUGGAAGACAUACAAGGCAUGUACAUUUCUUGUAUGAAAGAAAACACGAGCGAUAAGGAACUCAAACUUUUCUGUCAAGACUUUUUCUUUAGAGGAGAUUGUGAAGAAGAAAAAUACUUUUCAUAUUUAGCACGGCUCGCGGUACAAAAUAAAAAUAACAUGGCGUCAAUAAAUAUCAACACAAACAGUGGUCGUAGUUUACGUGAAAUUAUUGAUUGUUGUGAAUUGCACGAACUGUUCCAGAUCAAUAAAAUAUUCUACUACGGUAAAGGAGAAAACGCACAGCUUCCUGUACUGUUGGACAAGUCGUCGAAAUGUGUCACUGUUAAAUCGUCUGGUCUACGUGGUUCUUGGAGCCGUGAAAUGUUGGAAACAUUACAGAAUAAUUUUCUGUUACAAGCAAUUCAUAUCUACAAUUUCAAGAUGAGCCACGAUGUACUGAAUGAUUUUCUGAAUUAUAUUAUAAACAGAAAAACAAUGACGGAGAUUAUAUUGUGGCACUUAGACUGUACCAAGCACGAGCUUUCGUGUACUUUCAGUUUAGAUUUUAGUCAGCAUUCAGAUCUAAGGAAGUUAGAAUUGUACUUUAUACCUGAAGUGUCACAAUUGAAAGUUAAUAGUCAAGUGAAACACGUGGAGUUGGGGGAUAUCAAUUUAGGUGAAAGGUCGCUGCCUCCUGAAAUGGCGAAUAUUGAAAGUGUUUAUUUGUAUAAGGUAAACAUGUCUGCUUCAACAUUGCGUGAUCUCGUUAAGGUAGUGGAGAAACUUUCACACAAAGUCACAGUAACAAUAGACGGGAGCUGUAAGAUAGAACCGGAAACAGAGUUUGAACACGUUAAACAAUAUAUACACUCAUCUCAGAAUUUCCGAGUUACGAAGUAUUGGUGGAAGUUUGUGUUUGAAACAAAAGUUGAAAGUUAAGUUACUAAAUAAACUCAGACUCAAAGUGUAAACAUUUUGUAAACAUUCCAUUUAAAAUAUAUUACACACAGUUAGACAUAUGACAUAUAUUUGUGUAUAUAAAUACACGUGUGUUAAAAUAGUGACAACAAAAUUUUUGGAAAUGGGGGAAAAAAAUGGAUGUUCCUAUAUACGAGGAUUAAUACACAAGUCCAGUUUUCCUCUAUACUUCAGUUAAAUGAUCGACGCCAACACCCCAAAACCAUAGACGUACUUCCUGUAUCAAGGCUACGUAUACAUCACCAUAUUAUACGUGAAUUUACAAAUUGUCGCAAUGCUUCUAGAACUUCCGGUGGCUUGAAUACACACACCAUAACAUACUUGGCAUGACCUCUUGUUUCCGGCCAUUGGACAACAAAAACUUGCAGGAGUAUAACCGUAUUAUACCGAGAGGUCUGUGAGAAAAACUGCUUUCAAUUAUUACUUUUCAUUACCAGAGACAAAUCAUAUUGUUUUACUUAAAUUAGUUGGUAAAGAAAUGUCUUAUUUUUACUUGUCGCAAAUCGCUUUUGGAUUAAAGUUUUGUACAAAUGUGUGUACGUAAGUUAGUAUUAUGUGAAAGAGUUUCAAAUAGUCACGCGCACUGUCAGAAGUCAACAUUUUUUUUUAAAAAAGCUUGAUAAUUGCUAACAAUGUUUGUUAUUUUAGGACAUUUAGUUUUAAAAUGUCUGGAAAUGGCCGUUUUAUGGAAUACACAAUGUACAAUAAAAUUUGCUAUGUUUGACAUACCACGGCGAGGAAAAAUGAUUUUGUUUGAAUUGUUUAAAUAUUAAAUGUAUUUUGUUCUAAGAAACAAAUAUAUUGUGAGGCAUGUUUUUUAUGUCGUUUCCAAAAUAAGUAUUUGUUUGCAUAGUCCCUAGCCAUAUACAAAAACAUCUAAUAUUUUCAAGUUGGAGUCCUCUAAAAAGGGAUGUUAUAUGUACUCUCUGUAGAAAAUUAAUUGUUUCUGGCGGACGGCAUUCAUAAUUUCACAAGUAAGAACAUAUGACCGUUACAAUAUCAAUUAUGUAUAAACGAAGACCUUGUAGAGUACGUAGCGGACUUUUCAUAAUUUUGAUAAAAAAGUUAAAACUAGGAAUUAUUUUUAUGCCCCCGGCAUCUACUGAUGCGGGAGGCAUAUAGUGAUCGUCCUGUCCGUUCGUCCGUUUGUCCGUCCGUACGAGGUUAACCAAAUGGGACCGUUUCGUGUAGCAUCACUAGAAUGACUUGAUACUAAUGCAGAUGUAACCUGUGAACACUCCUCAUCUUCAGACAUCCCCUGACCUCAGUUUGCAGGCCUUUUUUUCAUCAAUUUGGGAAUGCCACCGGCACCGGUGGAAUUGGGAAAAUGCUCUCGGAAAUUGUCUUAAUUGGGGCAAUUUGCAAAUUACCAAAAUCUACAUUUAUAAAUGUGUUUUUGUGUGAAAUAUUAAUGAAUUGCAUUUCAGUAAUUGUUCAACAGUAUUAUAAUUUACCUAAAUAUACAUACAAAUCAGCAAAACUAUCUUAAAACAGCAAAAACCCUAAAAGGUAUAAUCAUUUGGGAAUUUUAAAUUCAACUUUGGGAAAAAAACAUACUUUUUUGCAUUGGGAUUACCUCCUUUUACAGGAGGUAGAUUUAUAGUGGAAAAAAGCCCUGGUUUGACCUUGACCUUGACCUCAUUUUGGACUUAGGUUGCUUUAUAUGGGCCAUCUCUUGGUUAACCAAAUGCGACCGUUUCGUCUAGCAUCAAUGCCGCUUACAACAAUGAAUUGAUACUAAUACAGAUGUAACCUGUGACCAUUCCUCAUCUUCGAAUAUAACCUGACCUCAUUUUGACCUUGUCCUCAUUUUGGACUUAGGUUGCUUUAUAUGGGCCAUCUCUUGGCACCGUUUCAUCUAGCAUUAUUAAUACCGCUUUCAACAAUGAAUUGAUACUAGUACAUAUUAAACCUGUGACCAUUCCUCAUCUUCAAACAUUACCUGACCUCAGUGUGACCUUGACCUCGUUUUGGACUUAGGUUGGUUUGUAUCGACAAGGAUGCCACCGGGGGCAUCAAGCGUUUAUUGAACGCAGCUCCUUGAUGUUUCAUAUGAUUGUGAAAAAAGUCUGAUUUGAUUUGAUUUGAUUAAACAAUAGAUGAAAACUUCCCUACGUGAAGAAUACUUGUAUGGUUAAAUUAUUGGAGUUACUUACUGAAUGGAAUGCUAAUUUUAUAUCUCUAAUUAAAAUUGUUUAAAGUUUCACUUAGUACAUGUAUUUCUACAUUUAAAUGAAUAGAUGUUGCAACAAAAAAAAAUACAUUUUCACCAACAAAAGUUGGAUUUACUAGAAAAAGGGACUACGGACUAUAUGAUAAACAGGACUUGGGUAUUAUCAGCUUACAUAUAUUAUUGUAACAUUAUAUAUACUAGUAGGUCUAUUUUUAAGGAAGAUAUUUGUUUGCUAUGUGAAUUAUAGCAGUUGCCUUGUGUAUAUACAGUUGAUAGACUAUGGUAGAUAUAUUGUCUGAAGUUAUAGCUAUUUUGUAUUAUAUAUGAACUUUUUUGAGUUUUACUAGUUAUUUUUAUUGUUUGUUUAUGAGAAGAAUACAUAUUAAUAGUAUAUAACUGUGGUUUUGA
Messenger RNA from Mercenaria mercenaria, 4051 nucleotides. RefSeq lists its product as uncharacterized. The transcript has 2 exons. The record is from RefSeq and is a predicted model, not a curated record. Bases 370 to 1431 code for a protein of 353 amino acids. Lineage: Eukaryota; Metazoa; Mollusca; Bivalvia; Venerida; Veneridae.